CCGCUUGGCGUUUAAGGAAAACUACCGGAUGGGGCUUGUGAUGGACAAGAUCAGCAAAACAGAUGGACCACUGGAGGUGAGGAAUGGAUUUUGGGGGAAUACCUUGAUGUCUGCUGAACUCACACUGUUCUCUCCUUCUCUUGGCUGCUCUUGUGCUAAGACUACACGUUUCCCAUACAGCAAGUGAGGAAGGUGGGGGAAAGAAACGUGUCUCUGACAGCCUGACUGCUCUUGCUUCCUGUGCCCAAAGAUGUCUUGUGACCCUUUCCUGCUAAGCACAAGGCCUGGAGAGGACCCUGAGGGUGGUAACUUCUCAGAGGAGAGCAGUGGCGGGGGUGACGGCAACGGUGUCUUGGGAGGCGACAGCCCAGUCACGGGGCCCCUGAGUGCAAUGCUGUUGGUCAUGUGCCUCAUUGGGAUGGCAGGGAAUGUCUAUACACUGGUGGUGGCCUCCGGCAGGGUUGUGGGCCGCUCGGCAGGCUCCUUAGGGGUCUAUGUGAUCAACCUCGCAUUGGCUGAUUUCCUGUACCUCUCCACCAUCCCCUUUGUGGUCUGCACGUACUUUGCCCACGACUGGUUCUUUGGGGAUGUGGGCUGCAGGCUUUUGCUCAGCCUGGACCUCCUCACCAUGCAUGCCAGCAUCUUCCUCCUGACUGCCAUGAGCCUGGAGAGAUACUGGGCGGUGAGCAGGCCGCUGCGGGCCAGGCGGACUGGAAACGCUUACCGCAAGCUGGCCAGUGCUGUGCUGUGGCUCCUCUCGCUCCUGCUAACGGCUCCUAUGAUGGCGAUGAUCCAGCUUCGGGACCGAGGCAGUCACCACAAGCGGAUCUGCUUCCCCACCUGGACACCAUCUGCCUUCCGGCUUUACCUCACAGUGCUGUUUGUCACCAGUGUCCUGGCACCCGGCCUGGUGCUGGGUGUUGUCUAUGCCCGCCUGGCCCGGGUCUACCGGGUGUCCACCUCGGGCUUGGGGCCACCGGCCACCGGCCGAGCUUCCUCCCAGAAGCUCUUCUCCCGGAUCUUCAGCAUUAUCACGGCCUACUGGGCCUGCUUCGUGCCCUUCUGGGCCUGGCAGCUGACCAGGCUGUACCAGGGCGAGGGCCUGGGCCUUGGCCCCACCACCCAGGCCUACCUCAACUUCGGGGUCACCUGCCUGGCCUACAGCAACAGCUGCGUCAACCCCUUCCUCUACACCCUACUCACCAGGAGCUACCGCCGGCCCUCCGGCCGCAGCGGGAGGGGGCCGCCAGAGCCCUGGGCCCCCUCUCGGGGGGCAAUGCAGGCCACGACAGGAGGCAACGGCACCUCCCUCGUUUUCAAGAAGUUGUCUGGGUCCACAGGGGAAAGUGGGGAGGGCCUAGAGCAGCGAUAA
This is a messenger RNA of Struthio camelus australis, 1372 nucleotides long. Lineage: Eukaryota; Metazoa; Chordata; Aves; Struthioniformes; Struthionidae. The record is from RefSeq and is a predicted model, not a curated record.